Messenger RNA from Macrosteles quadrilineatus (aster leafhopper), 3681 nucleotides. Its product is annotated as calcium/calmodulin-dependent protein kinase kinase 2. The record is from RefSeq and is a predicted model, not a curated record. The transcript has 14 exons. Gene Ontology annotation, cellular component: cytoplasm. Gene Ontology annotation, biological process: positive regulation of protein kinase activity; protein phosphorylation; intracellular signal transduction. NCBI's taxonomy places the organism in Eukaryota, Metazoa, Arthropoda, Insecta, Hemiptera, Cicadellidae. Bases 151 to 1698 code for a protein of 515 amino acids. Gene Ontology annotation, molecular function: calmodulin binding; calcium/calmodulin-dependent protein kinase activity; ATP binding.
UCAGUCAACUUCUCGCCGAGGCCGUAGGCAGUCGGACGUGCUCACCAAGUUUUGUGUUCCGUGCGUAGCGAGAUUGUGAUUUGUUCUGUGUGUUUCCAGACCACAUUGUUACGGAAAUAAACGGCCUAAGUCUGUAAGGCCCGUGAUUUCAUGGCAACGGUCAAAGCACCUGCAACUUGUGGGUGGGUUGGUAACACUUCCAGCUCCACAGUGAUUUCCUCAGCGUCAUGCCGCCGGGGUGGCCGCCAUCCCAAAAUUGGUGAAAUUCCAAAACGAUCUGCCGUAGAAGAGGAGUUGCCCGUAGUUGAUCAAGCCACGUAUCAAAAUGCGGCAGCUGCCAACAGCGGCGAGAGACUCGCGCCAGAAACCCCUGAGCAAGGGCUGGUGUCGGCGGCCGCUAGCAUGUCCUUGGGCCCAGCCCAGGGUCCACAGAGGCCCAUCUACCCCAACGUUCCCUUCUCGCCUUACUCUUCACCCAGGUCAGCCCGUCGUCGGACUCCACUCAAAGAAAGUCGAAGAGUCAGCAUUGACAAGUCCGGUAGCUUCCUUCAACUCAACCAGUACAGGCUCAUGGACUCCAUCGGGCAGGGCUCGUUCAGUCUUGUGAAACUUGCCUACAACGAAGAAGACGACACUCACUACGCCAUGAAAAUUUUAUCCAAAAAGAAGUUGAUGAAGAAAGCCGGUAUUUUUGGAAGGAAUGCCCCAAACCGAAAAGGAACUAGUCCUUUAGAUCGGGUAUACAGGGAGAUUGCUGUCCUUAAAAAGCUGGAUCAUCCAAAUGUCGUAAAACUGAUUGAAGUUUUGGACGACCCUUCAGAAGACCAUUUGUAUCUAGUUUUUGAGUUGCUCGAGAGGGGGGAAGUGCUACAGCUACCCAAUGAAAAUCCACUUUCUGAAUCCCAAGCUUGGGGAUACUUCAGGGACACAAUUUUGGGACUUGAAUACUUACAUUUCCAACGGAUCGUACAUCGUGACAUUAAACCUGCAAACCUGCUGCUUGGGGAAGAUGGCCAUGUACAGAUCGCUGAUCUCGGUGUCUGCAACGAAUUCUCUGGUCCAGACGCAACCCUGAGUAACACCGCCGGAACUCCUGCCUUCACAGCUCCUGAAGCUAUCUCCGACAGCAAUUUCAGUGGGAAGGCCUCAGAUAUUUGGUCUCUAGGAGUAACCCUGUUUUCAUUUGUCUACGGAAACGUUCCCUGGGUCGCUGAAACGAUCCCAGCGCUUUAUAGCAAGAUUCAGACUGAGCCUCUAGUAUUUCCACCAAAGCCAACGAUUUCACCCAACCUUAGAGAUCUUAUUGUCAAAAUGCUAAAGAAAGACCCCAACGAGAGAAUAACCCUGCAAGAAAUUAAGGAACAUCCAUGGGUAACAAGGCAUGGUGCAGUUCCCCUUCCAACAGAGGCUGAGAACUGUCAACUUGUUGAAAUUACAGAGGAAGACGUCCGCAAAGUCGUUACGUCCAUUCCAAAACUGGAUACUCUCAUCUUAAUCAAGACAAUGCUCAAGAAACAUUCAUUUCAGAAUCCAUUUUUGGGUGACUCCAUUGUUCGAAAGUUCCAGAAGAAUGGAAGAUCCCAUUCAGCUCCUGGAUCUUAUGAGUGGCAAAACAACAGGGGGUUGUCGGCUGAGAGUUCACUGACUGCAGUAACAGAAGUCUUGGGCCCUGAGAGUCAGUCGUUGGACCGAGCGUAGUCAACACUCGCCAUCUCUCGAUCCCACCGUAUACAAUCAAAACCAAAUCCUAACAAAGCUUCAUAAUAGAUUUUUCACGAUUGUUGUUUUUGAUAUUUUAACGACUUAAUUUAAUUGUGUGGGACCAAAUCAUUCACUUUUAGCACUUUGAUGAACUAAUGUUUCUGUGUUAUAGGUCUACCUAUUUGCCUUAACUUAAUAGUCUGUAAUUGUAUAGAUUUGUUCGAUAUUUUCGUGUUUAAUGGUGGUAAAACUCGAGCGCACUUAAUAUGUGAUUACGUUUUUAACUUUUGGUGGUUAUCUUAGCUUCAAUUGUCGUUUGUGUGUUUAAAUAAACAUUUGAGUGUGUGAGUGUACGUUUUUAUUGUUAAAGAUGUUGUUUUUUAAGGAGCUGCCUGUACAAUAAUCUUUACUGUGAUAAAUUAACUUUUGUUUUUGUUAGUUAACGAAAGACAUUGAUAUGCCUUUGGUAGGUUGUUUUGUUGGGCACAUUUUUAGUAUUUUUGAAGCAAAACAAAACUCAAUGGUCAAACCUUCUCGGAUCAAUGCCAGAUGUUAUCUGUUACUCAUCUUAUUCAAAGUUCCAGUUAUAUAUAUCCUGACUGAAACAAAUAUAUGAGGAAUAUUUGAAUCCGAUGAGUCAACAGUUCUUGGAGAGUUAGCUUAAUUCUGAAUGUCAAUGAUGAAUAAACCCUGAAAAUUAAGCUCAACUUGAUGUCUUCGAUAUAUACUCAAUGUUUGAUAAUUAGACUCAGAAUUACAAUUAAUUAUCAUAAAUACUUUAAAAAUUGUAGCUUUAGAUUUUGAUAAUAUUUAGGAAAUGUAUUUAAAUGAUUGCCACUAUGGUUUAGAAUAUAAUAUUUAUUUAUUUUUAAAUCAGUGAUAUCAAUUCAGUAAAGCAGUGCAAUAUUUAUGGGUAUGGGGAAACUUCUAAACAAACUUCUCACAAAAAAAUCAUAUGAUUUUAUUUAAGAUUUUGCAAAUUAAUAUGACAACUUUAUUUAUUUCAUUAGACAAGCUCAUUUCCACAUCAUUUUAGAGAUCGAACUCAUUGAACUUAUAUUCAAGUUGUUCGUAUUUGUUUGUGUCUAAUGAGCUACCAUACUUAAAAAGUGUUUAAUAAAAUAAGGACCCAAUUUUUGCAUCAUUCCCUUUUUUUAAGAAUUACUGAAAAAUAAUACCACUUUUGAGGGGAACAGUAAUUUAUUAAUUAUCAUUUGAAGUUUUAGGUGAAAAGGGGUACAGUACUUAAUAAACAGUGGUUCUAAGAAUGCCUUCUUGAACUUAUUUUUGUAGGUUACACGAUAACAUUUUAUAUUUUACAGCGACAACAGGUCAUGGUCAUCAAAAUAACAAAUAAUUUGGUAUGCUAUAGGCAAUUUCAGUUUUAUCAUAGAUCUUACGGGGAAAACAAUUCCAAGGGUUCUGAUUUUAGAGAGAAAAAGAAAGUGCUUCUUUGUCAAGUGUUCCUGAAGGGUCAAGCAGCGUCCUGAAAAACAAAUUCUGAAACUAUGUACUGUAAUGUCCCAAUCAUUGACUGUUUUAUAGUUGUACUUCUUUAACUUUUAAAUAAUCUAUUAGCUCUCGCACAAAAUACAUGUUUGAAUCUUAGAUGUAGAUUUUUAAUAAUAAUUCUUACCACGCACUUAGCCAGUUUUAUAUUUCAUCAAUCUUGAUAUAAUUAGGAUUAGAAUUUUCCAAUUUUGACAUCAAUAUUGUAAUUUUUAAAUAUUUCCAACUAUACAUUUUUAAGCGAUUUACUUACUAUUCCAUUCUGAACGUAACACAGUGGUUGUUUGUAAGAGUUACACUUAAUUUAUAUUUAUAUGUGAUUUAAUUGUUUUUAUCUAAAAAUAUAUGUAUCAAGUGUUAUUCUAUCUGGGGUUUUACGAACUACAAUCGUUUUGGGUGGUUUAUUUUACAAAUGAAUUAAGUUUGCAGAAAUGUUUGGCACUGAGUAAAUAAAGAAGGUAUUUAAUUAAU